AUGCCGGCGGACGCGGUGCAGGGCGCGGGCCGUGUGUGCUCCUACGGGAUGAAACUCAACUGGGACAUCAACGACCCGCAGAUGCCUCAGGAGCCGGCCCACUUCGACCCCUUCCGCGAGUGGCCUGAAGGCUACGUGCGCUUCAUCUACAGCCGCGACGAGGAGAAGGCGCGGCGCCACCUGAGUGGCCGGGCCAUGCGCAACACCAACAACCACCACGGCCACAUCCUCAAGAAGUCGUGCCUGCGCCCUGCCCGGCGGCGCCCCCUGCAGCUGCGGCCAGCCAUCUGCGACAAGGCGCGCCUCAAGCAGCAGCAGAAAGCGUGCCCCAACUGUCACUCUGCUUUGGAGUUGAUGCCCUGUCGAGGGCACAGCGGAUACCCUGUAACCAAUUUCUGGCGGCUUGAGGGCAACGCGAUAUUUUUUCAGGCCAAGGGAGUUCAUGAUCACCCAAGACCAGAGAGUAAAUCAGAAACGGAAGCUAGAAGAAGUGCCAUCAAGAGACAGGUGGCCUCUUUUUACCAGCCCCAGAAAAAGAGAAAUCAGGAAUCUGAAGCAAGAAAGAAUCAAGACAACAGUGAACAUUUCAGCAACAUACCUCCCCUGGAAAAUCUGGAACUGUUUAAUGUAAUUACUGACACCGGUUUCCCUAUUCCAGGGCAGCCUUGCCCCUCCUUCCCAAACUCUGAUGCUUACAAAGCUACCUGUGGCCCAGCCACCUUUCAAGGGGACAUAAUGACCCCCUUUCAAAAAUAUUCAAACCCAAGAAUCUGUUUGCCCAGACCAGCUUGCAGCUAUGAAUUGGCAGGCCCUGGUUUUACAAGUUUGAGCUCCUAUCCCACCCUUUAUAAAGAUUCCACCAGUGUCCCUAAUGAUGCAGACUGGAUUCAUCUUAACACACUACAAUAUAAUGUCAAUUCAUACAGCAGCUAUGAGAGAGGCUUUGAUUUCACUAGUAAACAACAUGGCUGGAAACCAGCGCUUGGAAAAGCUGGUAUUGGGAAGAGGACUGACCAUGGGCAGUUCCAGACCAUGGCCCCUCACCCUUAUUAUAACCCAGAGCUUCCCUGCAGGUACCUCACGACUCCCCCACCAGGUGCCCCUGCCUUACAGACCGUGAUCACCACCACCACCAAAGUGUCCUACCAAGCCUACCGGCCACCUGCUCUGAAAUACAGUGACAACGUGCAGGAGGUUAAGAGCCUUUUGAGCUGUAACUAUGCUUCUGAAAAUGCGCCAAUGUCCAUGUAUCCAGAAGCCUUGGAACCUCCAGCUACAGUCACCAGGGCAGCCUCUCCAGCAGGGUCACUUCCUUUGAAACUUUCAGGAGAUUGCCAGGCCAUCAGACCCACUUUGGCUUUUCCUCAAGAGUCAGCUUCCUCCAGGACAGAUGGAGUAGAGACUUGGGAUGUGUGUCUAUCUGGGCUGGGCUCUGCAGUUAGUUGCUCAGACAGAGUGGAUCCAUUUUUUAGCUAUGACAAUGAAGAUUUUUAAAAGGCAGUCCAGGGGACAAUAUAGUAUUGAUGCAUGUGCAGGCAAUGAAACGUUUAAUGGCAACUAUUUUGUUGAGUUGGGAGAUCCUUACUGUAGGCACAGAAAUAUAGAUUGUAGUAAAAAUGCUGAUUAGCUGAGGAAAUGAUCAGUCAGAAAUGUUUAGAUAAUAUCAGGAAAUGUCACACAGCUUUUUGAAACAAACUAGAGUGCAUAGAAGUAAUCCAGAGGUGUGACUCUUCCAAUUGCACAAAUAAACUGGAGACCAUGAAGGUUAAAUACAGUUUUAAAUUUACUUAGCUUAUUAGCUGGAGUAGAAGUCAAGAAUCCUGAUUCUAAGUCUUUCCCUUCAGAUCAUAUUAGGGAAUUUCACACAUCCUUAUUUGGUCCUUAGAGGCUGCCAAAAUACCUUCAGGAAGAAAUCUUUGCAAUCUUAUCAAACAUUUCAUGAAAUUUUUGUUUAUCAUGUAGAACCUGUUAAAAUAGCAUCAGGAAGUGAUUUUGAUCCUUUUAUGUCCGAAGUAUAUA
This is a messenger RNA of Cynocephalus volans (Philippine flying lemur), 2019 nucleotides long. RefSeq names its product chorion-specific transcription factor GCMb-like. Gene Ontology annotation, cellular component: nucleus. The transcript is spliced from 6 exons. Gene Ontology annotation, biological process: regulation of transcription by RNA polymerase II; gliogenesis. Bases 1 to 1494 code for a protein of 497 amino acids. The record is from RefSeq and is a predicted model, not a curated record. Gene Ontology annotation, molecular function: RNA polymerase II cis-regulatory region sequence-specific DNA binding; DNA-binding transcription activator activity, RNA polymerase II-specific. Lineage: Eukaryota; Metazoa; Chordata; Mammalia; Dermoptera; Cynocephalidae.